AUGGGUGAAACAACCAACCAUCACCACCAUGUGGUCACCCGAGUGAAUAGACCCCUACCCGAGCUGGAGAAGGACACCGAGGAACACGGAUCUCCCCCACAACAUCACCACCAUGUGUUGGAGCACUCGAACGACAAUGGUCAGGUACAUCACCAUCUGGUGCAUCAUGGUCUAACUAAAGAUAGCAAAGAGUCACUCGAAAGUUGUGACUGGAACCAAUUUUGCCAUCCCCUCGAUUUGCACGGGGGUAUCGUUGAUGCUACUGUGUUGGACAACUUCUUGGAGUGCUGCUACGAACCACACCGGCCGGAACCGGAAAUAUCACACCUGCACGAAGCUGCAUGUGCUCUCGACUGUGACUUGAGCGAAUUGGAAAAACUUCUGUUCACCAGCUGUCCAAUAGCGUCCAAUACUGCUGACAAGGAAGUGGAGUGCAAUUCACAAGGCUUGGGCUGCACCGAGUGUGAUCUCAAUCGGAUGGGGAUUUGUUGCUCGGAAGAGUCUUGCGGUAUGGAGUGUGAUGAAUGCUCUAAAUGUGGAGCUGAGUGUGAGUUUGAGAUUGGCAACCAAAAGUCUUUAUUUCGUUCGGAGUCCGUACAGUGCCAGUGGGAGGAGGGGCCCAUACGGUGUAGACGUGUGUUCGCAACUACAGGAGAAUUGCACAAUCAUAUCGUGGAAGAUCACAUUGGAUCGGGGAAAUCACAAUACCAGUGCAGAUGGGCCGGAUGUUCUCGCCAUGGCCGCACGUUCGCGCAGAAGCAGAAGGCUGUGAGGCAUAUACUGGUCCACUCUAAGGAUAAACCGUUUGGAUGUCCUUCGUGCAAUAAAACCUUCAGCACAGAGGUGAUGCUGGAGCAGCAUGUGAGAACACAUACCGGGGAAAGACCGUUUGUCUGUGGCACAUGCGGAAAACAGUUCAAGACAAGUUCCAGUCUUUGCGUUCACACAAGGAUCCAUACCGGCGACAGACCUAUACGCUGCAAAUGGCCCGGAUGCACCAAGAGCUUUAACGACAGCAGCAAUCUGUCGAAACACUAUAAGACUCAUAGUCGGAAGUUCAAGUGUGGUGAGUGUUUGAAAAGCUUCCACUUCGAGAGUGAUCUCGCUAGUCAUUAUCGGAUGAGGCAUUACGCGGAGAAAGUGGAAAUCAAGACUGAGGCGAAGACUGAGGUGAAGACUGAAGUGAAAAAUGAGGUUAACACUGGGAUUAGGAGGAAUCUGCUAGAUGGUAUCCGGGUUUGA
Molecule: messenger RNA, 1242 nt
Organism: Kuraishia capsulata CBS 1993
Lineage: Eukaryota; Fungi; Ascomycota; Pichiomycetes; Pichiales; Pichiaceae
Exons: 1
Coding region: 1-1242 (413 amino acids)
Biological process (GO): regulation of transcription by RNA polymerase II
Cellular component (GO): nucleus
Molecular function (GO): RNA polymerase II cis-regulatory region sequence-specific DNA binding; DNA-binding transcription factor activity, RNA polymerase II-specific
Source: RefSeq, a predicted model, not a curated record